AUGGCUGCCACCGUCCUUCCAUCUGCUUACCAAACGUCGGCCGCCUCGCCGGAGUGGCUAAACAAAGGCGACAACGCAUGGCAGAUGAUCUCUGCCACCCUCGUUGGCCUCCAAAGUGUCCCCGGUCUCGUCAUCCUCUACGGCAGCAUCGUUAAGAAGAAAUGGGCGGUGAACUCGGCGUUCAUGGCGUUAUACGCCUUCUCCGCCGUCAUCAUUUGUUGGGUCACUUGGGCCUACAAGAUGUCUUUCGGCGAGAAACUCCUCCCGUUUUGGGGAAAAGCCGGCCCGGCUCUCGGCCAGAAGUUCCUCAUCAAACAGGCCGCCCUCCCCGCCACCACUCACUUCCAUUCCGAUGGCACGUUGGAGACGGCGAUGAUCACACCAUUUUAUCCGAUGGCGUCGAUGGUGUGGUUUCAAUGCGUGUUCGCGGCGAUCGCGUUGAUCUUGUUGGCGGGAUCAUUGUUGGGGAGAAUGAACAUCAAGGCGUGGAUGGCGUUUGUGCCGCUGUGGUUGACGUUUUCUUACACCGUCGGCGCUUUCAGCUUGUGGGGCGGUGGUUUCUUGUUUCAGUGGGGUGUCAUGGACUAUUCCGGUGGUUACGUCAUUCAUCUCUCAUCGGGUGUCGCUGGUUUCACCGCUGCUUACUGGGUGGGGCCAAGAUUGACCAUAGAUCGGGAAAGGUUUCCACCCAACAACGUUUUACUAACGUUGGCCGGAGCAGGGCUGUUGUGGAUGGGUUGGGCUGGUUUCAACGGCGGAGAUCCUUACACCGCCAACAUCGACUCCUCCAUGGCUGUUCUCAACACCAACAUCUGCGCCGCCACCAGCCUCCUUGUCUGGACCUGGCUCGACGUCAUCUUCUUCGGUAAGCCAUCCGUCAUCGGUGCAGUCCAAGGCAUGAUCACCGGACUUGUUUGCAUAACCCCCGGCGCCGGUCUAGUUCAAGGUUGGGCCGCAAUCGUCAUGGGAGUCCUCUCCGGCAGUGUCCCAUGGUUCACGAUGAUGGUGGUCCACAAAAAGUGGACCUUACUUCAAAAAGUGGACGACACCCUAGGUGUCGUCCACACUCAUGCGGUGGCUGGAUACCUUGGUGGCAUCCUCACCGGCAUAUUCGCCGAGCCCACCCUCUGCUCGCUCUUCCUACCGGUCACCAACUCACGAGGAGCGGUUUAUGGUGGUUCGGGUGGUAUGCAGAUAGUGAAACAAAUGGUUGGUGGUGCGUUUAUCAUCGGGUGGAACAUAGUCGCAACGUCAAUAAUAUGUAUCGUCAUCCGUUUUGUGAUUCCGUUGCGGAUGUCCGAUGAGCAGUUGUUGAUCGGCGACGAUGCGGUUCAUGGAGAGGAGGCGUAUGCGUUGUGGGGAGACGGGGAGAAGUAUGAUGGGACAAAGCACGGGUUUUAUUCUGACGAUACCACACACCAUCGGCAGACAAGCGGCGCUACACAGGUGCUCUAA
This is a messenger RNA of Cynara cardunculus var. scolymus (artichoke), 1455 nucleotides long. RefSeq names its product ammonium transporter 3 member 1-like. Gene Ontology annotation, molecular function: ammonium channel activity. Lineage: Eukaryota; Viridiplantae; Streptophyta; Magnoliopsida; Asterales; Asteraceae. The record is from RefSeq and is a predicted model, not a curated record. The transcript has 3 exons. Gene Ontology annotation, biological process: ammonium transmembrane transport. Bases 1 to 1455 code for a protein of 484 amino acids. Gene Ontology annotation, cellular component: plasma membrane.